UUCAGGCACCGAGCGCGGCCGCGCGCCGCCCGCGACCACACAACAAUUCAAAUAGUAAACAACGCGUUCCAACGUUCCGUUCCACGAAGUGCUGUGACAAAAAACAAAAAUGAGGCGGAAUCUCAAAAUCCUCUGCCUAGUUGCAGCUGCAUGGAUGCUAUUCCUCUUCUACUACAUGCAACCGGACUCCUCGCAGUCAAAGGAAGAAAACAUAGCUCUCCGUCUGAUCAAACAGCAUCCAGACGUCGAGGAAGCCGACAGCAGUCCAGCGUCCCCUGAAGAUGCAUAUGGCACCGGCAGCACUGGGAGGACCUACUUCGACGAGGGGGGGUACGUGGCGGGGGGGUUACGGGACUCGGACCCCUACGUCAGGAAUCGGUUCAACCAGGCGGCGUCUGACAACUUACCUAGCAACAGGCCGGUGCCGGACACACGGAAUGCCAUGUGCCGCCUGAAGAAGUAUGAUGACGACCUUCCUCAGACCAGCGUCAUCAUCACCUUCCACAACGAAGCGCGGUCGACCUUGCUUCGAACCGUUGUCAGCGUCCUGAAUAGGAGUCCGGAACAUCUAAUCAAAGAAAUUAUUCUAGUCGACGACUUCAGUGAUAACCCCGAAGACGGAGCAGCCCUCCGCUCCAUCCGCAAGGUGCGCGUGAUCCGCAACACGAAACGCGAGGGGCUCAUGAGGUCCCGGGUGCGAGGUGCCGACGCAGCCACCGCGCCGGUGCUCACCUUCCUGGAUUCCCACGUCGAGUGCAACGUGCACUGGCUGGAACCACUUCUUCAGAGGAUCAAAGAGGACCCGACGCGCGUGGUGUGCCCCGUCAUCGACGUCAUCAGCAUGGACACCUUCCAGUAUAUCGGCGCGUCGGCUGACCUUCGAGGAGGCUUCGACUGGAACUUGGUGUUCAAGUGGGAGUACCUCUCGCAUGCAGAACGCAGCGCCCGUCUCAAUGACCCGACGCAGGUGAUCCGGACCCCCAUGAUCGCUGGAGGCCUGUUCAGCAUGGACCGCCAGUACUUCGCCAAGCUCGGCAAGUACGAUAUGCGCAUGGACGUCUGGGGCGGCGAGAAUCUGGAGAUAUCUUUCAGGGUCUGGCAGUGCGGUGGCUCUCUUGAAAUCGUGCCGUGUUCCCGGGUGGGCCACGUGUUCCGCAAGCGUCACCCCUACACGUUCCCGGGAGGGUCGGGGGCGGUCUUCGCCAGGAACACCAGGAGGGCGGCCGAGGUCUGGAUGGACGACUACAAGGAGUUGUAUUACCGGUCGCAGCCGCUUGCCAAGCAGGUGGAGUUUGGAGACAUUUCAGAGCGCGUGACGCUCCGCCAGAAGUUACACUGCAAGCCUUUCAGCUGGUAUCUGGAGCACGUGUAUCCCGAGCUGCAGGUGCCCACCUUCGACGGCAGCUACCACGCCAUCACCCAGGGCAACCGCUGUCUGGACACCAUGGGGCACCUUAUUGAUGGGACCCUUGGCAUGUACCCCUGCCACAACUCGGGCGGGAACCAACUCUGGCGUUUCGAGAACGGUUUACUACGUCACCACAGCCUCUGCAUCGCACUAUCGCCUGAUGACCGCGUCACGGCCGUACUAGCUUCUUGCGACCCAGCAGACGACACCCAGCUAUGGAGAAGGAAGGGCCGUCUCCUCAGGCAUGCCAAGCUCAACGCCUGUCUAGACUCAGACAGACCCUCGCUAUACAUUGACCAGUGCGACGAGGAGAAACUCAGCCAGCAUUUCAAUUUCUAAGUGCCUGAUCUGAUAGACGAUAGGGGAUCUAAACCUCAAGGUCGAUUAAGGUCACAUAGCCGAUGAGACGUCAAAGCCGUGCGAAGCUCUGUGUGAUAAUAGGGAUGUUUCCUGGGUCAAAAAGCAAGAGUUUUAAUUAGUCCGUCAGUUUACUUGUCAAAAAAUACUCUACACGUAUUUUUCACUUUUUCAAAUUAAUGAAAAUUUAAAGAGAUAAAGCGCGGCAAAGUUCAUAAUAAGAGGCCCGUGACAUCAAUGAGUGCAUAAAAGUGCCGCACUUUGUGACGUCGCGCGGAACUUCAACGCACCAUAACUAUGUAAUUAUUUGUUAGAUUGACAAAUAUAAAUAUAGGUGUCCAAUAUAUUUUGAUAUUAAACAUAACGGACUAAAAAAAUUUUUUAGGAAACUAGCCUAUUCAUGGCCCCUGUAUCGUGUGCUGUGUGACCAUUUCAUAUUGUAUCGACGAUUGAGCCACCUGCAAUUGAUUUCCAAUUGCCUGUGUGCGAAUAUUGAAAUAUUAUGGAUAAAAUCUCAUAGCUAGUUUCGAAGAGAUAAUUCUUAAUUCCUAUUUGUUAAGCUAUCAUGGAUCUAAUACCCGUUUGAUGCACUUCAGCACUUUAUUACAGUUUGUAUGUAAUCUGGAAUAGCGUCCAUGAUAGCUAGGGUGUUGACUGAGUUUACAAAGGUAGGAUUAUAACAAUGGAGGUUCUAACUACUCAAUUACUGUCUAGGGUUUAGUCACAAAAAAGACUUUUCGCUUUAACGAAAAUCUCGAAUUGGUAUGUACUUAUUCGUUUUGUUAGUAGCGUGGCACCGUCUUCAACACAUCCUUCCUUACGUAGGUGCCAAACUAUCUUGUAAAUAUUUUCUUUAUUAAAAAUAUAGCAAACAUCAACAUUCCAUUUGAGUGAAAAUAAAAUAAUUGCGUAUUUAUUAUUUGUUAUUUUAUCAAUUUUGGUGAUGUUAAUUACAAAUUAUUUUUUAAAUAUUUAUUUGUUUUGACAACUUAAUGUGAAUAAUAUCACUAAUAAUUAAGAUGAAAUAGAUUCUAAAAUAUAGUUACCAUUAGUUAUGUUUAGGGUAUUCUAAUUGUACUUCACUAUAAGUGCCGGGAACGUGGAAUGUGGAUUAUGUAGGUUACAUCGCAUCGCAGCUAAAGGGCGCUCACAAAGUAGAAAUAAUUUUAGUUAGUAUUAAAAAUAGUUCACUACCUACUAAACGUCCUAUUAAAUCUAUGAUUUUAAGAUUACCUAAAUUUUCAAUCUGAUUCGCAUUUCGUCUUACUAAUGAUUAAUAAAUUUUUAUUUCAUUUACAAGUUUCAUCGAAAGCACACUACUUACCACAAUAUAAAAAGUUUUUCAAUGGAUUUUGUACUUCAAAAUCAGCCUAUACUAGAAAUCAAUCGUUUAAGGUCAUGAUUGUCAAAUUAUAAAUGGACCUUGAAAGUUUAUUUUUACAAUUUGAUCGGUAUUAAUGAACGUCUUUAUUUGCACUUCAUCGGGGUUAAAUUUUAUUUUUACAGUUUUACUAAUCCUUUCUUUAAUACAUUCUCUAUAUUCAUACAGUCAUUCAACCAUUAGCCUCGUAUCGUUUAACAACUUCGCCUUAUAGUACAAGUGAUCGUCACAAAAUUGUUUCUCGAAUAGAAUGUAACGUGUUAAGGAUUUUCAAUUUAUAAAAAUGUAAGAUAAUAAGAUAAUUUCCUUUUAAAAAGGCCUAGAUAGAAAUUAUGCGUAUUUGAUUUUAUUUUUAAAUGUUUAUUUUUAAUAGCUUAUUAUAAAUACUCAUUGUUAUUAAGACAUUAUGUUUAUGUAACGCUUCGCCAAAAGUAUUAGAAUCAUUACUUUGUGUAAUUAUUGACAUCAAAAUUUUAUAAUUUCCAUUGUUUUAUAUUUUGUUUUACUUUUAUCAAUAUGUUAUUUCUUUCUUUUUACUACACUGAUCAUCACAAAAAUCGACCCUCCCGCGACAAGCACUUUUCAAACGUAUGCAUCCCAACUUCCCACCAAUAUUGGUACCAUUUAAAAACCUAGUUCUAAACUUCAUUUCGUUAAAGGAAAGGUUUUUACCCCAAAAAUGUGUCUGUAGAAGAAUCCAGAGUCACUUCAAAAAAUUGGUAGUUACGCUUGAGCCAACUUUUAUGGCUAUAAAACUGUUAAGUUGGGAUUAAUCGCUAUCCAUCUGUUAAAGAGGACAUGUGAGAUCAUUAUUUGGUUUUAUAUCCAUAAAAAUUGGUCUAAUUGAUCCCAGAGGUGAGCCCAAAAGUGAGGUCUUUUUUCAAGUCACAUUUAUUGUAUAUCGCGUUUAUGUUAAUCGUUUAUUAAGAAAUUAAAUGUGUUUUUCUUUAAGGAUAUUUAUUGGGCUUUCAAAUAACACCAAUAUUGUUGGGGCACCAUGAUUGUGUCAGUAGAAACGUGUUUUCCUGUAAAACGUAGGUGGCCCGAUUUUUGUGAUGACGAGUAUAGUUGUGUUAAGGCUUAUUAUAUCUUUAAAAUUCAGAUUGGCAAUUCCUCAUCAAAUUUUAUUAUGUUCUAUCAAUUUGGUAUAAUUGUGAACACUGCCGCUUUUUAUUCAUUUAAUUUUAAGACAAACGAUUUAUCUUAAUACAAUUACAUAGUGGUAAAAUGAUGUCUUAUGAAAUUAAAGCAUUUUACGUCCAUAAUUUUCCAUGAUAACGAUACAACAUAACAUAGACCAGACUAUCAUCUAGAUAGACAUAAGUGAUUUAAAAAUACUUUUUAGCAAGUAAAUACCAGCUUUUUUUAGUUAUUAAUGCUGAUAAACUCAUUUUUAUAAGAUUAUCAACAUCUGAAAUCAUUCAGUCUGUAAAUUAAGGACACGCUUAUAUAUUUUAUUCUUAUUCCUAUUUGAUGAUAAUCACACAUGAGAUCCAUUUUAUUUGUAGCAUUUUUACUAACAUGCUUUUAUGUUUUGUUAGCGCUAGAACAUUCCUUAAAAGUAAUAGACAAUAUGAUUACUUGUUUAUGUACAUAAUAUUCUAGAAUAAGUAUAAUUGCGUACUUAUGGGUCUUAUGAAUACUUACAACUAUCGUUAAUAUCUACUAUCGUACGUUUGUAAAUUUUAAAGUGCACUUUAGUGUAGCACUUAGAACACACAGUGGAUGAAUUAAGGGGGAUUGAAUCUGGAUUAAAUCGAUCUGUUGUUUUUUUUGUUUUAAAUUUUAUAUUGUGAGUUGUUUGAGAAUCACAACGUGACUAUCCUAGUCGUAUUUUGUUGGAAUACUUUACUGUAUCAAUUGUGUUUUUAUAUUGUAUAUCAAAUGUGUGAUUUAUUUAGUGAGAGAAACAUUUGGUAAAUAAAAGAAGAGUUGACGAGCAAAA
Messenger RNA from Ostrinia nubilalis (European corn borer), 5091 nucleotides. Its product is annotated as polypeptide N-acetylgalactosaminyltransferase 2-like. NCBI's taxonomy places the organism in Eukaryota, Metazoa, Arthropoda, Insecta, Lepidoptera, Crambidae. Gene Ontology annotation, cellular component: Golgi apparatus. Gene Ontology annotation, molecular function: polypeptide N-acetylgalactosaminyltransferase activity. The coding region runs from base 110 to 1747 and encodes 545 amino acids. Gene Ontology annotation, biological process: protein O-linked glycosylation. The record is from RefSeq and is a predicted model, not a curated record. The transcript is spliced from 10 exons.